Vanderwaltozyma polyspora DSM 70294 is the source of this 2001-nucleotide messenger RNA. RefSeq names its product Noc3p (gene NOC3). Gene Ontology annotation, molecular function: chromatin binding. Gene Ontology annotation, biological process: DNA replication initiation. The record is from RefSeq and is a predicted model, not a curated record. Bases 1 to 2001 code for a protein of 666 amino acids. Lineage: Eukaryota; Fungi; Ascomycota; Saccharomycetes; Saccharomycetales; Saccharomycetaceae. The transcript has a single exon. Gene Ontology annotation, cellular component: nucleolus.
AUGGCGAGAAACAAGAGAUCUCAGGUUGCAAUUCAAGAGAGAACUGCUAAAAAGAGGAAGCAAGAAGAUCAGUUGCUUCAAGGCGGUGGGUUUACUGAUGUAGGUGACAUUUCUGAUGUUGAAGAUGGCUCCAUGAUAGAUACUUGGGAAACAGAAGAGCAAGAUUAUGAACUAAGACCUAGAUCUUUAAAAGGUUAUGAAGAGGAUGUUGUCGAAGGUUUGCCAGUUAAAGUAGAUGGUAAGAUUACCAGAAAGAUGCGCAAAAAGAAUGAAAGAUUAAAAGAAAAUGAAAAAGAAAAGGAAGAGUCAGACGAUGAUAACGAAUCUCAAGAUGAGAAUGUUAAGAAUGAGAAUGAAAACGAAAAUGAUGGAGAGGAUAGUGAAGAUGAAGUUAAUACUGAAGAAAAAAUUAUUCAGCUAAAGGAAGAAAUUGCAGAAUUGGUGGAAAAUUUGAUGCAAGAUCCUGAAGAGCAUACAAGAGCUUUGACAAGAUUAUGUAAAAUGACCACUUCUAAGAAUCCAAAUACUUGUAAAUUUUCAAUGUUAGCCCUUGUCUCGGUUUUUAAUAGUAUUAUUCCAGGUUAUAGGAUUAGACCAUUAACAGAAUUGGAAAAAAAGGAAAAAGUCACUAGAGAAGUUUCAAGAUUAAGACAUUUUGAACAAAGUUUAGUGGCCAAUUAUAAAAGUUACUUAGAGACGUUGGAACGUCUAGCAAAAACCCCAAAUAAUGCAGAUACCAUUGCGGUAAAUUUGGGUAUUUUAGCCAUGAAAGCUGUUAACCAAUUGAUCCCAAAUGUUUCGCAUUUCAACUUUAGAAGUCAUAUUUUGACCAUAUUGAUCCGUCGUGUAUGUAAACCAAACUUAGCUGCUGAUCCAAUAUCAAGAGACUCUAUAAUAGUGUUGGAACAGCUAUUGAGCGAAGAUGAUGAAGGUAAUAUCUCUUUAGAUAUAAUUAAAAUCUUCUCAAAGACAAUUAAAACAAGAAAUUAUAAUAUUGAUGAAUCAGUUAUAAACAUCUUUCUGUCACUUGACGUUCUUCAAGAUUAUGACCCAAAUACUAAAUCAGACGAAGAUGCCAUUAGAUUGAAAGUAAAGAAAAAGGACAGAGUACAUUUAUCAAAGAAACAGAGAAAAGCAAGAAAAGAGAUGAAGCAAAUAGAAGAAGAGAUGAGAGCAGCUGAACAAGCUGUUUCUGCAGAAGAAAGAGAAAGGAAUCAAGCGGAAAUUUUGAAACUCUUAUUGUCAUUAUACUUAAACAUUUUGAAAAUUGCAUCCCAAAAAUUAGUGGGUACAGUUUUGGAAGGUUUGGCUAAAUUUGGAAACAUGGCAAAUUUUGACUUGUUAGGUGAUUUCCUUGAUGUUAUGAAAGAGCUAAUACAGGACUCUAUCAUGGAAGAUUUAACACCUUCUGGGUUGAGAAAGAUAUUACUGUGUAUUGUUAGUGCAUUUUCUUUGGUAUCAAACCAUAACCAAAUGAAAUUUAACGUUGAUCUUUCCAAAUUCAUUGAUGCUUUGUAUGCUGUCUUACCUUAUAUUUCUUUGGAUGCUGAUAUUGAGCUUUCCUAUAAAUCAUUGAGAUUGACUGAUCCAUUAAACAAUGAGAUUCUAAAACCAUCAGUAAAUGUCUCAACUAAAGCUGAAUUGUUACUAAAAUCAUUAGAUCAUGUUUUCUUUAGAUCAAAAUCAGGUACAAGAGAGAGAGCCGCUGCAUUUACGAAAAGAUUAUAUAUCUGUAUGGAACAUACGCCAGAGAAAACUACAAUUGCGCUUCUGAAGUUUAUUGAUAAAUUGAUGAAUAGAUAUCCAGAAAUUGGUGGGUUAUAUUCCACAGAAGAUAGAAUUGGUAAUGGCCAUUUCCACUUAGAAACGGAUGAUUUAUCAAGAUGUAAUCCAGAUGCAGCAACAUUGUGGGAAAAUGCUAUACUGUCUCGUCAUUAUUCUUCAUCCAUUACAAAAGGUGUACGUGCUCUUUCCAAUCGUUCUAGGGAAUCUCAUAAAUAA